Molecule: messenger RNA, 1441 nt
Organism: Cyprinodon tularosa
Lineage: Eukaryota; Metazoa; Chordata; Actinopteri; Cyprinodontiformes; Cyprinodontidae
Gene: zfp36l1a
Product: zinc finger protein 36, C3H type-like 1a
Exons: 2
Coding region: 135-1241 (368 amino acids)
Molecular function (GO): mRNA binding; metal ion binding
Source: RefSeq, a predicted model, not a curated record
GCAGCGGCGGGGCAGAGGGGGAGGCUGCAGGGUGGAAAAUACACGAGCUGCGAAUCCCAAAGACCUGCCAAACUUUUUAACUAUUAUCACACGCUUUUUUCCCCCUUUCCUAACCCGACUCGGUGACUGGGAAGAUGACCACAGCAGUGGUGUCGCCUUUCUUCGACUUUGAAGUGAUAAACAAGAAUAAUAAAUUCAACUACAUCAACAACCUGGGGGGCCCUCACCCAGUGUCUGUCCCUUGCACUGGCACUAAUGUGCCCAUCUCCAAUGCCGCCGGAUCCCUGCUGGACAGGAAGGCGGUGGGAUCUCCAGCAAUGGGAGGCGUGUACCAUCGGCGGCACUCUGUCAGCAGCACAAAGUUCAGCCAGAACCAGUUUCUGAAUAGCCUGAAGACUGUGGAGCACUCCUCGCUCAUCUCGGGGUCUGGCAACACCAGCAGCAACAACAAGGAGACCCGCAUGCGAGACCGCUCCUUCUCUGAGACGGGCGAGAGGCUUCUUAACAAGUGCAUGGAUCCUUCCAGCCCCACAUGCGGCGGCAGCAGCCCGGUGAACUCCAGCCGUUACAAAACGGAGCUCUGUAGGCCCUUCGAGGAGAACGGCACCUGCAAAUACGGCGACAAGUGUCAGUUUGCCCACGGAGUGCACGAACUGCGCAGCCUAAGCCGCCAUCCCAAAUACAAAACAGAGCUGUGCCGCACCUUCCACACCAUCGGCUUCUGCCCCUACGGGCCACGCUGCCAUUUCAUCCACAAUGCCGAGGAACGCCGUGGACCUCCACAGCAGUCCUCUCCUUUAAACUCUUCCAACAAGCUGGAGAGGCCUCGGCUGCAGCACAGCUACAGCUUUGCAGGCUUCUCCAGCUCUGGUGGGCUUCGGGACAGCCCGACCUCUGUCACCCCACCACCCAUGUUCUUCCCAGAUGAGGUCCCAAACUGGCCCAGCAGCAACCCUUUCACCUAUUCCAGCCAGGAGCUGGCCAACCUGUUUGGGCCUAGCCUCAGUGCCGGUACUGCAGGCGCGGAGCCCAACAGCGCCGCACCGCCCUCUCCAACGGGCACACCUUACUUCUUCAGACCCAUGUUGGAGUCUCCUCAGCUGUUCGAGCCCCCUUCUAGCCCCCCAGACUCUCUGUCAGACCAGGAAGGCUACCAGAGCAGCUCUGGCUCAGAGUCUCCCUCGCUAGACAACAGCCGCCGCCUUCCCAUCUUCAGCCGCCUUUCAAUCUCUGAUGAGUAACUGGCACACAUCUAGAGAUCAGUGAUACAAAGAGGCACUCCCCUCUACCUCUGCUCCCUUCCCUGAGCUUCUGUCCUCCCUUAAUUUGAUUACUACAUCCUUACAUGAGCAAGGAUCUGCAGUAAGGGAACAAAAUUAUAAUUCCACCCCAGCUGAUCUGCACGUAAAGUUUUAGAAAUGCCAUGUGUCAUAGUGCCAAA